This is a messenger RNA of Stereum hirsutum FP-91666 SS1, 5472 nucleotides long. RefSeq lists its product as uncharacterized. The record is from RefSeq and is a predicted model, not a curated record. Gene Ontology annotation, molecular function: RNA polymerase II cis-regulatory region sequence-specific DNA binding; DNA-binding transcription factor activity, RNA polymerase II-specific. Gene Ontology annotation, biological process: regulation of transcription by RNA polymerase II. Lineage: Eukaryota; Fungi; Basidiomycota; Agaricomycetes; Russulales; Stereaceae. The coding region runs from base 263 to 2905 and encodes 880 amino acids. The transcript is spliced from 10 exons.
UCUACUUACCGCCUGCUUUGUUCUUGAAUUCGUCGCCGCCGCCGUCGCCGCCGUAGACCGACCGGGAAGCUGCCAUCGCGCGCCGCUUACCCGCCCCUUUUGCUGCCCCCGCCACUGCACCUUCUUCUCUUUUCUUCUCCUCCAUCGCCUGCAGCCUCGCCUGCCCGCUCUUUCGCCUCUUUCUCAUCCUACUCGACGUCGCCCGGCUGGCCCGCCUAGACCUUCUACUGUCCUUACCUUUUCACUUGUCUCUCUAAUCUGCAUGGCCGCCGUGAACAUCCACAUGAUGGCGAACGUUCCCCUCGACUACCUCCCCCUCGACGCCCACUCCAGCUCCAACUCCGUCUCCUCCUCCGCCCCCAAUUCCCGCCCCCACUCGUCCCAGGGCGGCCUCAUCCGCUCCUCCGCCAACAUGGGCCCGCUAUCUGCCGAAGACCUCUAUCGCGCCUCUUACCAGCUUGGGCGGUCCUCCCAGAUCGUCAACGAUCACGCGCGCACCUCUUCCCACUCCUCCGCCUACUCCCUCCCCUCGACAGACAUCACGUCUCCCGCCGACUCUCCACCGAACCACAACCUGCACCAUCCGUCCUUGAAGGGCCAUAUCCGCGCAUCCCACAUCCGCGCGCGCGCCGCAGCCUCCCCCUACCCCCGGGAUGCAGAGAGCGUCCACUCGUCCUCCAGCGAGACAGAAGACAUCUCCCUCUUUCUCGCCGCAAACUCGCCAGCCGACUACCACGCCAUGUUCUCUGGCGGCCACCACCUCCUCCCCACCCACGAACCGAUGCAGACCGCUGGCGCUUUCGGUCGCAUGACCCUCAGUCCGGAUCACACCCUCGAGAAGCUGGCCGCCAACGUGCGGGCCGCGACGACGACGAGUGCAUCGGACAGGGCGAAACAGAUCUUCGUGCAGGCUUGGUUGACGGCGAACUAUGCGCCGUACCCUGAUGGCAAUGUUCCGCGGCAGGGCCUCUAUUUUUCGUACAGGAGAGUCUGCGAUCAGUAUGGGAUUCCUCACAUCAACACGGCCACGCUUGGAAAAGCGAUCAGACUCUGUUUCCCCACGAUCAAGACGAGGCGGCUGGGUGUGCGAGGGAAUAGCAAAUAUCAUUACUGUGGCAUUCGGCCCGCGACCUCGGCGGAGGCGGAGUGGCUGCAGGACUACAUCCGCAAGUCGAACAACACCGCCGCGCAGCAGUCGGUGAACGCGGCGCGACUGGCGAACGAGCAGGCGGGUGCGUCGAAUCGCGGCGAGGACGGGUCAGACGGGGACGAGGACGACGAGAGCGAGGGCGCAAGCUCGGGUAAUGUGUCAAAGCGGAACUCGCUGGUGCUGAACAAUGGGGUGAAGAGCCCGAUGCUCUACGCGGAGGACCUCGCGGACAAGACCCCGACGGCAUCGUCCCUGCUCUCCCACGCCCAGGCCGCCCCCCGCGACUUCCCCGCCCACGCCACCAUCCGCCGCCAUCCCGGUCAGGAAGCGUCCUUGCCCGUUCAGGCCCACUCCGUCGGCCCGACGCCCUCGUACCUCUCGCCCCAGCAGCCCAGCUCCGUGCGCCACCUCCCGCACUUCCCCUCCAUCGACGACGCCGUCGGCUCAAAUUCAGCCUCCCCUCACGGCAUCGCCGCGCGCGAGGUCUGGGGUUGGUUCUUGGAUCAUCUCGAUUCCCUCCUCGAGAGCGUCAGGUUCUUCCGCUUUGAUCAGUUCGAGAUGCACGUCCGCACGUUCUGGUCCAACCUCGGCGGCAACCACCGUGAAGUUGUGCAUGCUCCCGCCAUCGCAGGCUUGAUGGCGAAGGGAGAUGCCAUUGUUUAUGAUGAAAUUCUUGAGGUUCUGCGAUCCCAGCUUCUCUCCUCGAUUCCAUCCGCCGCCUUGACCAGUCUGCGACAGCUGGCGGACAAAAUGGAAAAGAUCCUUUUGGUAUCUCUCGAAAAUUACGGUAACACCUUUGUCGAACCCAAGGUCGAAUUGGGCGCACGCUUUGGCCACCUCGUUUUGCGCUUCUUGGAUAUUUAUCAAGUCACGCAGGCCCUUAAUACUGUUCUCACCAAUCAGAAGCAGCUCAGCGAGAUGCGCCGGUCAUGGGAGAAGAUCGACUUUGAGUCCGUCCGCAAUCAGUCCGCUCUCGUCUGCAACUGCCGACACGAAGAUCUCGUGCAACUACUCGAAGUCGAGUUCCGGAGCCUGAUGGAGAGUCUCACGAAGAGCGCAGAGCCCGUUCGAGACGUCAUGGCCUGGGCGGACAAGUGCUGCGAGAGGCUGAUGGGCGGUCACGGAGGCCCUGACGACAGGAGCACGAUGAGCUCCAGGAGCAUCUUGAUUCGGUGGGGCUAUGUGACGAGCCAGGUCAUGAGGGAUUUGACUAUUCGCAGCGAUCCAACUUUCGGAGCGUUCCAGAUCCUCAAGCUGUUCUUGGAUGACUGGAUCGCCUUGAAUGUACUGCGUAACGUCGCACUCUCCACCACAUCCGUCGCCGCCUCCGUGGAGCCCGUGAUGCAACAACAGUUCUUCACGCUCUCACCCAUGGUCGGCCAAGAAAACUUCGGUAGCAGUCUUGAUACUCGCUCACAGCAUCCCAUGAUGAACCACACACCCACAACCUCCAGCAUGCUUGCGGCGUUGCAACAGGAUUCGUUCUCGGCCAACCUCGACGGGACAUCGUACGGUCACGAACCGUUCGGCUUGCAGGCCUUCAUGGAUACCUCUACCGCUCCAGAUGACCACCUCGGCAGCGUGCACGCUGGCCUCGCUUUCACCGACUAUGCUCCCGGAAAUAACCACACGUUCGACGUUGCGGCAUUUACUCCUCAGGACUUGGGUAUCGGCUCGGCACCUGGAUCGAGCAACGGGGACCACGAGCAAGCUGAAUUGGAAGGUGUGAAGUCUGAGGACGCAGGGUCUGCUUGAUCGCAAUCGGGAUACCACUGGACUUAUCUAUUCGUGUUUUCUUCUGCUUUCAUUCAUGGGUUGUUUUCGGCAUCGGUGUGUGAUCUGUUGUGCGUCCGGAUUUACCUUACAAUUCAGUGCGGCCUAAUUAUUUUCAAGUAUUCUUAGUCCCCCUCCUUCUUUUUCCAUCCGUAUUGUUAAACCACUUCGCUUUCCAGUCUACGACUUAUUUAUACAGCUUUUAUGUUCGUCGAUCGCUUGCUUCGAUUGCUGCCUGCCUCCUCCCCGUCCCUCUCAUUCGAACACCGUUCUGUAUUGACUCUUUCUCCUCCUCCCUCUCCCUCUCUAUCUCUACUUAUUCUCCUAUCGCGCUGAUCGCUUUCUGCAAUGACGUUUUGUCUUUAUGGUCUGGCUUGUCCCACCCCGCUUCUGAACAAAGUAACCAUUGAUACCUCUCUCGCUUGAUUUAACUCCCUCCGGAUGGAGACUCUGAGAGCGCUUACCCCCUUCUUUCGUCGUACCAUCUUGCCGUCGAUUUCAUUCAGUACAUACAGCAGCCAGAGAUAGCAUCCGCACGAUGCUUCAUUGAACGUAAAUAUCGUGUAGUAUGUAUUCCACGACGCUGCCCCACAGCUCAACCACGAUACUUUUUCCCCUCAUCUGUGUUCGGCGCACGACCUCUAGGCGUUGUCUCCGUCAAGCGCGUGCAAGAUCAAAAAUAUCGUUGAGUGAGGAGGGGACUUGAGAUUUCCGUAUUAAUUUUCCAAUGAAGGCAAAGAUCACAUAGUUAUAAAUCGACUCGACAGUCCGUGCCACGGUACGAACGCACAGCAAGCAAGCGAGUUACUAUGCCUCUGCCUCUGCCUCUGCCUCAGCUUCCGCUUCCGCCUCCGCUUCUGCCUCCUGCUCCUGCACCUCCUCCAACUUCUGGUCCACCGCCGCCUCUGGCAGAGACGUCGAGAUCUCGUCGGCGACAGCAGGCGUGGGCGCAGGCUCGGGUGGCUUCUCGCCGUCUCCGUUCGGUGGCUCGAUGGAGGCAGACGCGGGUGUUGAGGACGUCGUGCCGCCGUUCUUGCCCUGAGUGAUGCGCUUAAUGUCGGCUUCGGCUUUCGCGAUGGCCUCGGCGGUGACGCGAGCCUGGUUCGCCUCGAACCAUGCUUUUUUCGUCUUGAGGUCUUCGAUGACGCGGGAGAUGUCCGUGGAGUUUGCAGGGGGUGGGAUGGAGAGGGAGAGGAGGGCGGAGAGGGUGGCGAGGGGGAUGUUGACGUUGGUCGCAGUGGCGGGGGCGCUACCGUUGGCGGAUGGGUCGGGAGUGGUGGAACCGCUGACGGCGGCUUUGGGACCGCCUUUCUUUCCCUUCUUUCCCUUGCCACCGACGAAGUAAGAUUCCUCCUCUGCGCCCUUCUUCUUCUUCAGCACCAUGCCAUCGCCCGGACCCUCCUCGACCUUCCGGAUGUCCAGCUUCGGCUCGUUCUCCAGGCUCUUCGCCAAAGACGACGCACUGGACGCGGUCGAAGGCUUUCCCGAGAAAUAGUCGAUGAGCGUCUGACAGUCCUCGAUCUGGACCUGGAACGCAGGCUGCUCUGCCUCCUCCCUCAACCUCGUCGCCAACUCCUUCUUCUUCUCCUCUUCCUCCAACGCCCGCUGCGCACGAGCCCUCUCCGCCCUCCUCGCCCGAUCCUCAUUCACCUUCGCCCAGUACUUAUCGUUCGCCUCCCGAUACCGCUGCGCCGACUCGCGCUUCUCAUUAUAGAGCGUGUCGAGCUGUGCCUGCAGCGCGUUCCGCUCGUCAAAAAGCUUGUUCCGGCUCGCGAACACCUCGUCCGACUCCUUCUUCAUCUCGUCCAGCUCGGCCUUGAUAGCGUCGUACCGGUCAGAGACGGCCUUGGACUCGGGGUCGUCGAGUUGUGCACGGAGCGCGUCCGCUUUGGCUUUGUCGGCGUCGAUGGACUCGAGCUCGGCUUGGAAACCUUCGACGGUUUUGCGGGAACGGCGGGUUUGGCUGAUUUCUUGGAGAGCGCGCUUUUCGUCCGCGAGCUUCAUGCUGCCGGAUUCGACUUGCUUCUCCAGGUUCUUGAUGUGUGCAUCAAUUUCAGCGACCGUUUUGAACGGGGUCUUUCCCCUAGCGGUUUGGAGGUCCUUGGACUUCUUUUGGAUGUUCUCUUGAAUGGCCUUCAAUUGGUCAAAGACCUUACCCCGAGCCUGCUUGUUCGUCGACUGCUGACCACGAAUACCGUCGAGCUCAGUACGGAGAGCAUUACGCCUGUCGUUACCAGUGCCAGACUUGCUGACGAGACCUAUCUUGUCCUUGACUGCACCGACUUUGAGCUGGAGGGCAUCAAUCUCGGACUUGAUGCGUGCUUGUUCGGCGUCAUAGACAGCCUUGUCAGGUCUCGAAGAACCGCCGACGGUGGCAGCAGCGUCCUCCUUCGCCACGUCUCCAUUCGACUUGGUUACAGCGGGAGCGGGUGCAGCUGAGCCGUUCUGCUUGCCAUUUGGUUUCUUUGCGGCAGGAGCAGCUUUAGUUUUUGGGGCGGACAUGAUAUAGAACGAGAGAAACCAAGAGGGGGUGUGGCGAAAGGAGCGGG